Molecule: messenger RNA, 810 nt
Organism: Aspergillus japonicus CBS 114.51
Lineage: Eukaryota; Fungi; Ascomycota; Eurotiomycetes; Eurotiales; Aspergillaceae
Exons: 1
Coding region: 1-810 (269 amino acids)
Source: RefSeq, a predicted model, not a curated record
AUGUCGUCCGUCCCACGAACCUUCCCCAAAAUGCUCCCGGGUCGGCCGCUCGAAAUCAUUCGAAUCAGGCAUGUGAACAGCACGGCGGACUACUGGGAUAGUACGAGAAUCAGGGGCCUCAUUGAAGAGAGCAUCCAGCGCCCGCCGGAAGGUGUAGAUCGCAUUCCGCUAGCCGAGAUUACAGCUAAGUUCUGGACGAGCAUUCUCCUCGAUGCUCUCAACGUCCCGCCCUCAGUCAAGGACCCCAAACCUGGCCACGAGCACCAGCGUCUCGAGGUCGACAUCUGCCAGGUCCGCGAAACCUACUGGGAGUCGCGACACGAGGGCCCGCUGGCCGUCACCCUCACACGCUCCCGACCGACGGACGGGCCCGACCGCUACAUCCCGGCCGUGCCGUUUCUCCAAGUCUUCUGCAUGGGCGGGGUGGAGCCGCCCACCCUAGACGAGGCGCGCGCUUUUGCGGAGCGUUGGGUGCCGCGCCAGCGUCGGAGGGAGAUCCGGGACGCGGGCGGCGCGUUCAUCCUGGCCAAGGGCCACCGGGUGUCGUUCUUUCGGUGGAGACCCGAAUGUUCCGACGGCAACCCGGACGAUUUGACCCUGUUUCCCUGGUAUGGCGGGGACAUAGACCAUGGGUUCCGCUGCCUCUGGCAUGACCACGAGGAGAUCGAGCAGCUCAACAAGACCCUGCGUCGGCGCAUCCAAGAUUGCCCCAUUCCGGUCGAGUACCGGCCGAGUAUGGAUUGCUGCGUCGCAAUAGAGCCUGAUGCGGGCAGCCCUGACUCGUCCUGCUCGGCCAUUCCUGGUGCAUGA